AUGGCGCUGUACAACCAUGGCGUGCAUAGAAAUCACUUUGACGUCGUGUUCAUGGACGAGGCUGGCACAGCCCAUGAGGUGGAGGCUGCUGGCGCUGCUUGUGCUCUCCUGGGCAGGUCAGGCAAGUUGGUGCUGGCAGGAGACCCCAAGCAGCUGGGGCCUGUCGUCCUCUCUGAGCCCGCCAGUCAGAAUGGACUGUCCGUCUCUCUGCUGGAGCGACUCAUGGAGCAUGAUCUGUACCAGCUGAAAAACGGAGAGUUCGACCCCAGUCACGUCACUAUGCUGCAAAGAAACUAUCGAUCUCACCCUGCCAUCAUCAAGUUCCCCAGCGAUCGAUUCUACCUCGGCAAGCUCACGGCGCAUGGCGAUGAGCGGCAGGUGAUGUCGUUGGCUGACUGGGAGCACCUGCCGUGCAGGGGCUUCCCCAUCAUCGUCAAGUGCGUGGAGGGCAUCAACGAGCAGGAGGAGUCCAGCCCCUCCUGGUUCAACACGACUGAGUGUCUGGAGGUGGUCAACUACAUCCAGCUGCUCCUCUCGAGCCGGCCAGACGUGCUGCCGUCAGACAUCGGGGUCAUCAGCCCAUACGAUAGGCAGGUGAAGAAGAUACGGCAGCUGAUCACCAGUAAGAACAUCCCGCAAGGGGAGCUGGGAAUUAAGGUUGGCACUACCGAGCUGUUCCAGGGCCUUGAGAGGCGCGUCAUUAUCAUCUCCACCGUCCGCAGCGACCCCUUGCUCCUUCAGUCUGACGACCGCUUCAACCUGGGCUUCGUCAACUCGGCCAAGAGGUUCAACGUGGCAGUGACGAGGGCGCAGUGCCUGAUGAUAGUCAUCGGAAACCUCAAGUGCCUGGCCAAGGACAGCUUGUGGAAGGACUUCUUGACCUACUGCAACGACCAUGGGGCUCUUAUCUCUGAUCGCAGCAACCAUGACAGAUGCUGUAUCCUGUAG
Molecule: messenger RNA, 948 nt
Organism: Guillardia theta CCMP2712
Lineage: Eukaryota; Cryptophyceae; Pyrenomonadales; Geminigeraceae
Exons: 3
Coding region: 1-948 (315 amino acids)
Molecular function (GO): helicase activity
Source: RefSeq, a predicted model, not a curated record